AUGACAGCCGAACUUUUUGAUGCUGCUACUGAUUUAUUAGCCAUUUAUAAUCCUGUAAUCGAUUUAGUGAGACGAUUAGUUAAAGAUAUUUAUCAAAUUUAUGAGAAUGCAGAAUGUAAUAAAGAACUUUGCCUGAUUAUGGUUAAUCGAGUAGAAGCUGCAAAAUAUUCUAUAGAUAUAAUAAUUAGAAGUACAGAAAAGAAACAAGAAGAUUUACGCAAAAAAUCUUAUUUUUUAGCUUUUGAAAGAUUUAAAAAUAUCUUAACACAAAUUAAAGAAUUUACCAACAGUGUUUCAAAGCUUAAAGGAUAUAAAAAAUUUUUUCAAGCAACUGAUGUUAAAAAGAAAUUUGAGCAAUUAAUAGAUGAAUUUGAUAAGUGUAGAAGUGAUCUUCACUUUGCCAUUGAUGUUUCUAAUGAUAUUGAUAGAAAAGAAGAAUCUGAAAGAGUGGAUAAAGCUUUAAAAGAAGUCGAUGAAACUCUCAAACAACUCGACGAUAAAAUUGAUGAAUCGGUCAAACAUGUUGGAGAUAAAGUUGAUGAAGUAAAAGUUGCAUGUAAACCUAUUGAUGGCCAAAAUGAAUCAGAAUUGGCUAUCAUUAAAAAAUUAGGCUUAUCACCUCAGGUUCUCAAAUUUUAUGGGCACUCAGAAAUUGAUAACAAAAGAGUUAUGAUUUUUGAAUGGGCUGAACAUGGAAGUUUAAAGGAACUUUAUGAGAAUUAUGACAUUCCUUGGACCAGAAAAAUACAAAUUGCCAAAGAUAUACUUCUUGGCCUUUUGUUUUUACGUGCAGUAAAUGUUUUUCAUCAUGAUCUUAGAGAUUUGAAUGUAAAACUUGGAAAUUUCGGAUGUGCACGUGAAGUUGAUGAACAUUCUAGAAAUCUUUCACAAUUGGCAACAUAUAUUGUUCGUUGGAUGUCUCCUGAGCUAAUCAAAAAAUAUAUUAGUCAAAGUAAUCAUGAAAACAAAAAAGUAUAUACAUUUAAUUGCGAAAUUUUUGGAAUGCUCUUAUGGGAGCUUUGUUAUGAAAAGUUGCCUUAUGCUAAUUGGAAUAUUAAACAAAUAUCUGAUCAUGUCUUGAGAGGCGACCGAGAAAAGGUUUUAAAAGGAAGAUUUACAAAUCCUGAUGAUAAAGAAAUUCAACUAGAAUUUAUUAAAAUCAUUCAAGAUGCAUGGCCUCAACAACCAGAAUUACGAAUAACUAUUCCUACAUUGAGGCAAAGGCUUGAAGGACUAGUCAAUAAAUUCCCAAUUCCUCUUGAUGCACCAACAUUAUUUAAAAAUAAAGUAUUAGAUCUUGAUGGUCAGAAGUCUGAAUCUUUACCAGAAUUUGAUGAGGUUGAAAUUCCUGAAGAAUUCGCAGAAGAACCUGCUCUUGUACCUCUUGAAGAUGGUAUUAAAAUGCAUAAAAAAAAGGAAUAUAAGAGUGCAUGGGAAUGUUUCAAAGAAAAUGCUGAUCUUAAUAACCCAUUAGCAAAAUUCUGGUUAGGAUAUUACUCACUUUACGGGCAUUAUGGAGAAAAAGAUUCAAAUCGAGCAAAAAAGCUUUUCAAAGAAGCUGCUGAUGAGCAUAAUCAUUCUGAAUCACAAUGUAGAUAUGCGGUUUUAUUGUUUGAUGACCUUAGUAAAGAAAAUAAUGAAACUAAGAAAGAUGAAUUACGCAAAGAAAUUUUACGUUAUUUUGAAUUAGCCGCUAACAAUCCAGUCCAAAAUAUUGAUGCAAUGUAUUAUUUGGGUGAUAUUUAUGUGGCUGGAAAGCUUAAAGUGAGAAAGGAUGAAGAGCGUGGGUUAAAUUAUUUAAGAUUAGCUGCCAAUGGUAGUAAUCAAAGAGCUAUUACUCUAUUAAAGAAGUUAGAUAAACCGAUUAGAUAA
This is a messenger RNA of Dentiscutata heterogama, 1872 nucleotides long. Lineage: Eukaryota; Fungi; Glomeromycota; Glomeromycetes; Diversisporales; Gigasporaceae. The record is from the annotation of a GenBank genome assembly.